Molecule: messenger RNA, 3421 nt
Organism: Cuscuta campestris
Lineage: Eukaryota; Viridiplantae; Streptophyta; Magnoliopsida; Solanales; Convolvulaceae
Source: the annotation of a GenBank genome assembly
AUAGAACUUGCUUUUUUUAAUAUUCACAUCUAUUGAAGUUGUCAAAUAGGCCUUCAUUAAUACCUUGAAUCUUAAAAUCUUAAGAUUCGUGAUUCUCAAAAGUUUCUUUCUUUUUCUUCUUUUUCAAAUGCUCUGUCGCGACUUGCGAAUUCCUAAGAAUGGCUAAACGAAUGCGCAAAUUCCUCAGCCGCCACUCCGCCGCAAGCCGUAAAUUCCUCUGCUCCCUGGCGCAACCCUCCCCUAGCGCCAUACCCGACCCGCCCAUCACCGCCGGCGAUUGUGCAAACAAAAAGCUCCACGAGGAGUUGCGGAAGCUCCGAAUCCUCCUCCAACAGAAUCAGACCGACAGCGCAAAGAGUUUUCUUAUUCACCUCUCCCAGUCGAACUCUGUAUCCGAACUGUACAAUGUCUUCUGUGUCACCUCGCCUUCAUCCAGCAAGCCAAUCUUUGCCGACAUGCUUUUCUCCAUCUAUGCCGACUCCAAGCUUCUCGAUAAAGCAAGCGAGCUGUAUGGGUUGAUGAAAAAAGAGGGUAAGUUCCCUUCAUUGUCUGGUCUCAAUGCGUUUCUGGGAAUGCUGAACUCAUCGAGACAGUAUCCCAAGGUUCUUGAAGUGUUUUCUGACGCUGUGAAUGCAGAGAUUCAGAUCGAUAGCUGUAGUUGUGGUGUGGCUAUACAAUCAGCCGUGAAGAUGGGUGACUUGAAACGGGCACUUAGUUUGAUGGAUUUCAUGAGAAAGUCUAGGUUUCGUUUGGACUCCUUUGUUUACAAUGUGGUCAUGGGGGGCUUUUGUAAAGAGAGAAGGGUUGGUGAAGCACGGAAGCUGUUUGAUGAAAUGCUCGUGAGAAGAAUGACGCCUACUACGGUCACGUUUAACAUUCUUAUUGAUGGGUACUGUAAGUUGGGGGAUUUAGAAGAGGCUUUUAAUAUGUGGAAAAUUUUGAAGGAUACAAAACUAAAGCCGAAUCUGAUCACAUUUAACACUUUGCUCAGUGGGCUUUGUAAGAUGGGGAGAAUGGAGGAAGCCAACAAGGUGUUGGAGGAAAUGAAGACUUUCGGAUUUGUUCCUGAUGGAUUUACAUAUAGUGUACUCUUUGACGGGCACUCAAGGUGCAGUGAUGUCGAUUCAUCUUUGGCGUUGUUUGAAGAAUUGGUGAAGAAAGGAGUUGAAAUAAAUGAGUAUACUAUCAGCAUUUUGUUGAAUGUGUUGUGCAAGAAUGGGAAGUCUGAAAAAGCCGAGCAGAUUGUCAACAUGUUGAUACAAAGUAGACUUACCCCUACAGAGGUGAUAUUUAACAUAGUUCUUAAUGGCUAUUGCAAGGAAGGCAAUAUGGUGAAGGCAGUCUCAACUGUUGAAGCAAUGGAAAGUUUUGGAUUGAAGCCAAGUUGUGCCACAUUUAACACAUUAAUUGGUAGGGCAUGUAAAUCUGGGAAGAUGGAAGAGGCGGAGGGAUGGUUUAAAAAGAUGGCUGAGAAGCAAGUUUUUCCAACCGUGCAGACAUACAACAUCUUAAUGAAUGGUUAUGGGUGUAGUCAUAAAUUUGAUAGGUGCUUUGAGAUUCUUGAGGAAAUGGAGAACGGUGGACUGAAGCCCAAUGUAGUAACAUAUGGUUCAUUAAUCAAUUGUUUGUGCAAGCACAACAGGCUUCUUGAGGCUGAGGUGCUAGUGAACGAUAUGCUUGGUAGAGGGGUAAAGCCGAAUGUUCAAGUAUAUAAUAUGAUUAUAGAUGGUAGUUGCACCAGUGGAAAAAUGGAAGAUGCUUUCCAGAUUUUGGAUAAGAUGGUUGGGAAUGACAUUGCACCCACAAUUGUAACAUAUAAUUCAAUAAUAAACGGGUUCUGUAGAAAGGGAAGGGCAAGAGAAGCCGAGGAAUUAAUGCUUAAGAUUCCAGAAAGAGGUUUAAAGCCUGAUGUUAUUACAUAUAAUUCUUUGAUCUCUGGCUACUCACGUGCAGGGGACACUGACAAGUGUUUCGAAUGGUAUGAAAAGAUGAAAAAUGCUGGUGUUAAACCUACCUUAAACACAUAUCAUCCACUAAUUAAUGCAUGUAAAAAGGAAGAAUCUGGACGGACGCUAGCAGACAAAAUUGUGCAAGAAAUGGCCAUAAUGAAUCUGUCUCCUGAUAGAGCUGUAUAUAAUGAGCUAAUUUGUUGUUAUGCACUUCAUGGAGAAGUUGGAAAAUCAAUUGACCUGAGCAAUAAAAUGGAAGAACAAGGGAUUCUUGCUGACAAGAUGACCUACAAUAGCUUAAUUAUGGGCCAUUUGAUGAAUGGGGAUAAUCUAAAAGCACGGAACGUUUUUGAUAGCAUGAAGGCUAGAGGAAUUGUUCCUAAUUCUGACACUUAUAACACAUUGGUUAGUUGGCAUUGUAAACUCAAAGAUUUCAAUGGAGCAUACAUCUGGUACAGAGAAAUGUUUGAGCACGGUUUUCUGCCAGUAUUCGCUAUCUGUGAUGAGCUGAUUUCUGGCCUCAAGGCAGAAGGAAAGUUGGUGGAAGCUGGUAUAAUUUGCUCAGAAAUGAGUGCUAAAGGAUUACAUGAUCGAAGCUGAGAUGAGGAUUUCUUUGCCUUUUCUAAAGCCUAAGCCAAAUGUACAUUUCAAUGGAGAUUGAUGAAAAUGAAUCUGAUUUGGCUGCACAAUCAAGCAACGUAAGUUAUGCAAUGAGCACAUUGGAGGGACGUACCCCCGGAAUGUGAAGAUGAAUUGAAGCCUAAAGUUGGCAUGUUAUUUAGUUCGUCUGAAUAUGGAUGAGACUUUUAUAAAAGCGUCGCCAGAAUCAAUUGGAAAAUUGAUAAGGGCAGCUUGCAGGAGCAAAAGCAUUGUGGUUUACACUUUAAGACGGUUGUCUUACAUGACUAAUGAACUCAGUGGCGACCGUCCUGCCAGUUUUGAGGGGACCCUCGAGGAUGAGGCUCAUCCUCUUUGCAGAGUUUUCACUGAGAAUUAAUUACGGGCCGAAUAUUUCAAGUUAGAACUUAGAAGCCAUUUCAGCUUUAUAUUUGCGAUUUUGUAAAUGCAGUGUUGUUCUUUGUUAUUCCCAACUUUGGCUGAGUUAAACACACUUUAUAAUUGUCAUGUGACACGCCUAAGGGUUACAUCCGUUCCCAAAACUAUUCCAUUCUCUCCACCCUAAAUGUUCACUUCUUGCAUGAAUAUCUAACUGCCAAUAUCACUCUCUUAAGCUUAGCUUUUUAUUAAUCUUCUUUUAUGGCCUUUUAUGGAUGCAAAUUUGUUCCAUUGUUUUUUUAUGCUUUCGCUUCAUUUGCUUUUUAUGCAUGUUUGAUGUUUCACUUGAGAUUGACGACAAAGAUGUUGAUUUGGCUUAUUUGUUUGGUUCUCUCGAGCAAUAACUGAAACUGAAUAGCAGGCGAGGACUGCGCCGGGGGCGCCUUGCAUGCACUUUCCACCAGCUGGAAACCCAA